UCCACCCACAACGCAGAGGAGCGCCGUGCCGGGGCAGGGAGCAGGGAGCCCGCCGUCACCGACAGACCCCGCCUGCAGCACAGCUUCAGCUUCGCCGGCUUCCCCAGCACUGCUGCCAGCGGGCUGCUGGACAGCCCCACUUCCAUCACCCCACCGCCCAUGCUGAGCGCUGACGACCUGCUGGGCUCCCCCACCUUGCCUGACUGCGCCAGCAACCCCUUUACCUUCUCCAGCCAGGAGCUGGUCAGUCUCUUCGCCCCCAGCAUGGGGAUGCAGGUGCCCAGCGGGAGCUCCCCCACCACCUUCUUGUUCAGGCCCAUGUCCGAGUCCCCCAACAUGUUUGACUCGCCACCCAGUCCUCAGGACUCCCUCUCUGACCAGGAGGGCUAUCUGAGCAGCUCCAGCAGCAGCCACAGCGGCUCAGAUUCCCCUAUCCUGGACACCUCAAGACGUCUUCCCAUCUUCAGCAGACUCUCCAUCUCCGACGACUAGUCUGGGGUUUCCUCUUGCUCCACCCCACCUCUAUUACGAUGUUAAGCUGAACUCCCCCCACCCUGUCCCCAGUAGUCUGAGCUGGAUGUUAACAUGUCCACCUGCUUGCCGUAGACCCACUGGCUUAAACCUUAAGUGCCAAAUUACGAUGAAAAGCAAUAACGUUUACAAAAUUAGUGCCUUUUAACACUUUCACUGUGACUGUAUUACCUCUCCAGCUGCAGAGGGCACCAGCAGCUCUGUGCACUUCCAGAUGUGCAGGAAAUGUCCGGAUCCAGCUCCCUCCACUGGCCAUGUACUGCAUCGCCCUCUCCCAGUCCCUUCCUGACUGGCCAGUUUCAGCUAGGCUGCAGGCAUGUGGGCAAGCGUUAACAUCCAGUCCUCUUUCUCCCCUCCCCUUAAAGACUAAUCUUGCCUGGAUCUGCUCAGGUCUGCGGGAAGAAAAGCUGAGGACGGACAAAGAUUGUAACAUGAGUGGGACUUCGACUGGGAGGAAGAAAACAAAAGAGAAAACAAAAACCAGAUGGACUAUGAGAGACUUGAUUUUGGUGCUAAAAGUUCCCCGUGUAUUCA
This is a messenger RNA of Pygoscelis adeliae (Adelie penguin), 1065 nucleotides long. RefSeq names its product ZFP36 ring finger protein-like 1 (gene ZFP36L1). NCBI's taxonomy places the organism in Eukaryota, Metazoa, Chordata, Aves, Sphenisciformes, Spheniscidae. The record is from RefSeq and is a predicted model, not a curated record. The transcript has a single exon. The annotation marks the transcript as partial.